Messenger RNA from Solanum lycopersicum (tomato), 1350 nucleotides. RefSeq lists its product as uncharacterized. The record is from RefSeq and is a predicted model, not a curated record. Gene Ontology annotation, cellular component: ubiquitin ligase complex. Gene Ontology annotation, molecular function: ubiquitin conjugating enzyme binding; cullin family protein binding; ubiquitin-like protein binding. Lineage: Eukaryota; Viridiplantae; Streptophyta; Magnoliopsida; Solanales; Solanaceae. Gene Ontology annotation, biological process: protein neddylation.
AUUCGUCGAUCCCAAUCGCCAGCGAAGCUUCCUCUUUUUAUACUGACACACGUACGCCGCCUUUGAGAGUGCGUCACACACACACACAUAUAUCUUCACCCUCUACGCUUCCGAGUCCUCUCGAGACCCUUGGACCGUUCACUCCGAGGAUCAUCAUCUUCUCUACACCAACUUUUUUCUUUUUCUUCUUCGCUUAAGAUGCCUCGUACUUCUUCCAAAAAGGGUUCAACUGGUUCUGCAGCAUCCACCAAUCCUGCCGCCGAUUUGUUUCGUUCUGCUUCAAGUAAAGCAGCAAGUAAGGAGCUAGAACGUAUCGAUCAAUUAUUUCAUACAUAUGCAAGUUCUUCGUCUGGUAUGAUUGACCCUGAAGGAAUUGAGUUUCUUUGUUCUGAUUUGGAAGUCGAACAUACUGACGUCAGGAUAUUGAUGCUUGCAUGGAAAAUGCAGUCUGAAAAACAAGGAUACUUUUCCCUGAACGAGUGGCGGAAAGGCCUCAAAGCAUUAAGAGCUGACACAGUACAGAAAUUGAAAAAAGCACUUCCAGAACUUGAGAAGGAGGUUAGAAGGCCAUCAAAUUUUGUGGAUUUUUACUCCUAUGCAUUUCAGUACUGCUUGACAGAGGAGAAGCAGAAGAGCAUAGACAUUGAGAGCAUUUGUCUCCUGCUGGAUCUCGUUUUAGGGUCUCAAUUUCGGCCCCAAGUUGAUGCUCUGAUUCAGUAUUUGAGAAUGCAGGUUGAUUACAAGGUUAUAAACAUGGAUCAAUGGAUGGGAUUCUUUAGGUUUGUUAACGAGUUGCUUCCAUCAGAAGCCUUGUGGGGACUUUGAGGUCUGAACGUUAAAAGAUUAAUGUCUCAUCUCCUGACUUGAUGUCUUUGUGCAACAGAUAAGUUUUCCAGACUUGAGCAAUUAUGACUCGACCCUUGCUUGGCCACUAAUCCUGGACAAUUUUGUCGAGUUAAUGAGAGAAAAGCAGGGCUAAGAAGUCAGCUGUUCGGCAUGUCACUGUGUGAACCAAAUAAUUUCUUUAUCUGGAAGUAUGUUUUCUGUUUCCAUAUAGUGAAUGAAUCUUGAAAUUUGUUCGAGAUGAGUUUUGCUGAUAAUACAAGUAUCAUUCAGAUGCAGGAGAGCCCCGUUCAAGCCGCACAUGAAGCUGUGCAUACCAUUGUUCUUAAACACACCAUUGUUCUGAAAAAUGCUGUUUUCUUCCCCUCUCCCCCACCCCUCAGCUUGUAUGCUAAGAUAUAGAUCUAUUCUUUGACAUAACUAUUUGUGCUCAACAUGAAUAGUAAUAUUUACUGUAAUUUGAUAUCUUACUUUCAGUAUAAAAAUUUGGAAUUUGGUUUGAACUCA